Messenger RNA from Trichophyton benhamiae CBS 112371, 678 nucleotides. RefSeq lists its product as uncharacterized. The record is from RefSeq and is a predicted model, not a curated record. The transcript is spliced from 3 exons. Bases 1 to 678 code for a protein of 225 amino acids. Lineage: Eukaryota; Fungi; Ascomycota; Eurotiomycetes; Onygenales; Arthrodermataceae.
AUGGCAUCGGGCCGACCCAGUGUCGAUGCCGAUGAUCACUUCAUCCCAUCAUUCAGUCUUUUUUUUUUUAAAAAAAAAAAGACAAGCGAUGUUCUCCCCGGCAUAAGAAAAAAGUCCUCCGUACAAGGAUAUUUAAACAUAUGCCUCAUGGAAAAGCUGACCCUGGACUCAAAACGAAAUGGGCAUGAUGUUGGCCAUCGUUCCGUGCUGUACCUCAGCCUCAGCAAGGCCUCUCUUCUUUUAGCUGGUCCCGUAUUCACUAGUCAGUUGGGGCCGAUAUCAUCGCGGAAUUUCAUCUUUUCAUCUGCUGAACAGCAUAGUCAACGACGGUCUAUAUCCGCCCUGGCCAAAGCCAUAACUCGUUCGUCCUUCAGCUCUCAGCCGUCAUCGCUGAAACCCUUCCUCUCUCUCUAUUUUUCCCUUGCCCUUUCUCUCUCUGUCUUCCCCCCUUUGCUGGCUCUCCUUGUCGUUGCUUUUUCUCUUCACAGCCUUCGUCAACUAGUUCCUAUUCACACUGGCCCGCGAUGCUCUCAUCUUCGACCGCAGCUAGGAAACUGGAACAAGAACAAUGAAGAAAAUACCAUUCCUCCUGGCCUUGAUGGGCUCCUCCACAACCGUUGGAUACCCCUGGCACUACCACGACGGUAUUUUCUUCUGAUCGAGUGUAUCAAGAACUGA